Scutellospora calospora is the source of this 524-nucleotide messenger RNA. The record is from the annotation of a GenBank genome assembly. Lineage: Eukaryota; Fungi; Glomeromycota; Glomeromycetes; Diversisporales; Gigasporaceae.
UAUUUUGGAUAAUGGGACGUAACCGUCAUAAAUGGUCUAAAUAUUUUAAAAUAUUUGAUGAAUUCGCAAAUAAAAGUAAUAAAGCAGCUAUAUGUUAUGCCUGUUUAGAAGCUUUGGAAUUAGAAAAAAUUCUUCAAAUUGAAAAUGAAUCUAGUGAAGAAUCGGAUGAAGAUUCUACAAAAAAAAUUAAACAAACAGUAGCAAGUGGAUUACCAUUCAAAUGGAUACAAGAUGAUGAUAUCAUAGCUGCUUUUAAACUUGCUAAUCCUUCAAUUCAAUUACCUUCACGUCACAAAUUAAGCAGAUCUAUUUUAAAUAAAGAAAUACUUGUAACUAAUAUAGAGAAUUCAAUUAACUCAGAUGAUAAAAAUUUUCCAUCUGAUAUAGCUAAAAUUAUCAACGAUUCUGUGUUUUGGAAUGAUUUAAAAGAGCUUGAUGAAAUUCUUCUACCAUUUUGUGCUACUCUUAACAAGCUUCAAUGUGAAUUAGCACGCUUAUAUGAUAUUAUGCAUGCAUAUGCAUAG